AUGGACUAUAAUCCUUUUAUGGCUAGUCCACACCAUGGUUCGCCGGUUAGGUCACCCCAGCCGGCAGCUAGACGUCAGGAGUCACCUUGGAGAUCUCAGUACACCGAAUACUCAUCUAAUGAGAAUGACCAUGACCUGUCAACUGCGUUCCAAGGAUUUCCCGCAGCCACAAACGUCCAACCGCCUUCUCCAUCCAAGGCAGCGGCCAAAUACAGCCCACAACGCAGAACUAUGUUCGCUCGUGAUAGUACACCUAAUACCCCUUUACGCCAAGAUCGCUAUACCGCCAACCUGCAAGAGUCACCGAGGCGUAACGGUCGCGCUGUUAUCGAAAUUGACGAAUGCUCUGAAAAUGACGAAGAUGAAACAGAUGACGCCUAUACCCAAGGGGAUAUUGGUUCGCCUUUCAGAAAGAUUUCUCAAGGCACCCGUUCAACUUUCUCGUUUGAGAGCUAUCGUAAAUCGCUGGACGAUGGUAGCACCGUCUACUCCGGUGAUACUUUCGAACAGACGCACUUUCAAGUCAAUCAUCCUCAGCGCAAUUACAUCAAACGUGGGAAGUCUGAGAUCAGAAAACUUCCACCAGUGGUCGCCAAAAAGAAUAUCUUGAAACUUGAUAAUCCUAUCCCAAGAGGACUUUUAGAGAUCUUACCCAAGCGUGAUUCACCCGAAUUUACUGAGAUGAGAUAUACCGCCUGUACUUCCGAGCCAGAUAAUUAUGUGAAUGAGGGUUAUUCGCUUAGAUUUGCAGAAGUUGGUCGCGAGUGCCAGAUUGCGAUUUGCAUUACCAUGUACAACGAAGACAAGUUUGCCUUAGCAAGCACCCUACAUUCAGUAAUGCAAAAUGUAUCGCAUAUGUGUAAGCGCAAGAAGUCACACGUUUGGGGUCCCAAUGGCUGGAAGAAGAUUCAAGUCAUAAUUGUUAGUGAUGGUAGAAGAAAUAUUAACAAAGGCUCGUUGGAUUACCUGAGCGCACUUGGUGUUUACCAGGAAGAUAUGGCUAAGUCGACUGUUAAUGGUGAGCCGGUGAAGGCUCAUAUUUUUGAGCUUACCACCCAAAUUUCAAUCGACGGUGACCUGGACUACGUCAGUAAGGAUGUCGUACCCGUUCAAAUCGUAUUUUGUUUGAAGGAGGAAAACCAAAAGAAAAUCAAUUCUCAUAGAUGGCUGUUCAAUGCAUUCUGCCCUAUUUUGGACCCUACAGUUGCCGUCUUGAUAGACGUUGGUACUAGAAUUAAUGACACGGCAAUUUAUCAUCUCUGGAAGGCAUUCGACAGAGAUUCUAAUGUCGCAGGUGCUGCUGGCCAGAUCAAAACUAUGAAGGGUAAGUGGGGUUUGAAGCUUCUCAAUCCGCUUGUCGCUUCUCAAAAUUUCGAGUAUAAAAUGUCGAAUAUCCUAGAUAAGCCUUUGGAGAGUGUUUUUGGUUAUAUAUCGGUUUUGCCUGGUGCCUUAUCAGCAUAUCGUUAUCGCGCUUUGAAAAAUCACGAAGAUGGUACCGGUCCCCUCAACUCGUACUUCCUUGGGGAGACCCAAGAGGGACGACAACACGAUGUCUUUACUGCUAACAUGUACCUCGCCGAAGACAGAAUUCUGUGUUGGGAGCUGGUCGCGAAGAGAAAUGCUAAAUGGGUGCUAAAGUAUGUGAAGGAGGCAACAGGCGAGACGGACGUUCCUGAAGAGCCUCCAGAGUUUAUCUCACAAAGACGUCGUUGGUUAAACGGAGCCAUGUUUGCCGCUCUGUAUGCUCAGCUACAUUUUACACAAAUUUGGAAGACGAAACACUCUGUGACAAGAAAGUUGUUUUUCCACCUAGAGUUUUUCUAUCAAUUUGUUCAAAUGUUGUUCUCCUGGUUCUCCAUUUCAAAUUUUUUCCUGACGUUCUACUUCUUAGCUGGGUCUAUGAAUACAAUGAUUAAGCAUGGAACCGUCCUCUUUACGUUUUUCAAGUAUUUGAUCAUUUGCGAUCUCGCUGCGCUUUUUAUAAUCUCCAUGGGAAAUCGCCCCCAAGGUGCAAAUCAUCUGUUCAUCAUUUCUAUGGUGAUUCUGUCUGUUUGCUCCACCUACGCUUUGGUUUGUGGACUGGUAUUUUCCAUCAAAACUCUACAGGAUCCAACUGAGAGCAGCAUGGUCUUUGUUAAUAUCGUGGUGUCGCUGUUGUCAACUUACGGUCUAUAUGCUUUCACUUCAAUUCUCUACCUCGACCCUUGGCAUUUGAUAACAUCUUCUGUGCAAUAUCUACUGAUGCUGCCAUCUUUCAUCUGUACGUUACAGAUUUUUGCCUUUUGCAACACCCAUGAUGUCUCAUGGGGUACUAAGGGUUCCACACAUGAUUCCAAACCUAAAUCAGAAGCAACAGUAAAGCAGGGCCCUGAUGGGCAACAGAUUGUGGAAGGUACCGAGUGGCCUCAGGAGGUUGACAAAAAAUUUACUGAAAUAAAGAAUCGACUCAAGGAGCAAGAGUUCAUUGAGCCUAAAAUUGAUGAAACUCAGCGCAAUAAUGACUAUUAUCGUGACAUCAGAACGCGUAUCGUGAUGUUUUGGAUGCUAUCCAAUUUAGUUAUGAUGAUGGUUGUUACUCAGGCAUAUGGCCCGGAGGAUACGGCAAAAAACAAAUAUCUGGUUUUCAUUCUAUGGUCCGUUGCAGUAUUAGCUCUCUUUAGAGCAAUAGGUUCAAUAACCUUCCUCGUUGUCAAGUAUCUUCGCAUGAUUGUGAGCUUCAAGCACAAAGCAGAGGAUAAUGGCUCUCUCAAAAUUCCAAACCCAAAGCAACUUUUCGAAAAGCCAAGCAAAAUUUAG
Lachancea dasiensis is the source of this 2796-nucleotide messenger RNA. The record is from the annotation of a GenBank genome assembly. NCBI's taxonomy places the organism in Eukaryota, Fungi, Ascomycota, Saccharomycetes, Saccharomycetales, Saccharomycetaceae.